Molecule: messenger RNA, 2177 nt
Organism: Nothobranchius furzeri (turquoise killifish)
Lineage: Eukaryota; Metazoa; Chordata; Actinopteri; Cyprinodontiformes; Nothobranchiidae
Gene: galnt11
Product: UDP-N-acetyl-alpha-D-galactosamine:polypeptide N-acetylgalactosaminyltransferase 11 (GalNAc-T11)
Biological process (GO): protein O-linked glycosylation; regulation of Notch signaling pathway
Cellular component (GO): Golgi apparatus
Molecular function (GO): Notch binding; polypeptide N-acetylgalactosaminyltransferase activity
Source: RefSeq, a predicted model, not a curated record
GGAGCUCAGGUCACGUGGUUCCUGUGGCUCUGCGGCUCCGUUAGAAAGUCGCGGGUUUUGGCUUACCUGCCAACGGGAUUCUACCGGAGUGCCGCUGAGCAAACAGCUCGGGGCUCCUGGACCGUGACUACAGAGCAGGUGAGAUGUGAGGCAAUGCUCCCUCAGCCACCAUGCCCAGUGUCACGCUGCGGUACUUCUGUUAUGGUUGCCUUGUUACCUCGGCAACCUGGUCCAUCCUCCUCUUCCUCUACUUCUCUCUGGGGUCAGAGCCUGGCAGGAUCCCAGUGCCGCACCACAACCAGCCAAUCAGCAAUGGCCUCAGUAAGGGGCGUCACCCUCCAUCAGCCAAUAAGGGGGUGGAGCUGUCGCCAGAGAUGGGGAUGAUCUUUAACGAAGCGGACCAGGAGGUCAGGGAUUCUGGCUACCAUCGACACGCCUUUAACGUCCUGAUCUCCAACAGGUUGGGCUACCACAGGGACCUGCCUGAUACUAGAGACCACCAGUGUCGUCAGAGGUCCUAUCCUCUGGCUCUGCCCUCUGCCAGCGUAGUGAUCUGCUUCUUCAAUGAGGCGUUGUCUGCCUUGCUCAGGACCGUCCACAGCGUGCUGGACCGGACUCCGGCCUACUUGCUUCACGAGAUCAUCCUGGUAGAUGACCACAGCGAGCUUGAGGAGCUGAAGGAAGACCUGGACCGGUACGUCAGGGAGGAGCUUCAGACCAAGGUCAAAUUGGUGAGGAACCAGAAGAGAGAAGGGCUUAUCCGAGGACGCAUGAUAGGAGCCUCUCAUGCCACAGGUGAGGUGCUAGUCUUCUUGGAUAGCCACUGUGAGGUGAACCAGGCCUGGCUGCAGCCUCUGCUGGCUCCGAUACUGAAGGACCACCGUACUGUCGUCUGCCCCGUCAUCGACAUCAUUUCUGCCGACACACUGGCCUACUCCCCCUCCCCCAUCGUCAGAGGGGGCUUCAACUGGGGGUUACACUUCAAAUGGGACCCCGUCCCAUCCUCGGACCUCAACGGGCCGCAGGGACCCUCUGGACCAAUCAGGUCUCCCACCAUGGCUGGUGGAUUAUUUGCGAUGAACAGGAAGUUUUUUGACGAGCUCGGCCAAUACGAUGCUGGGAUGGACAUCUGGGGAGGAGAGAACCUGGAGAUCUCCUUCAGAAUCUGGAUGUGUGGGGGUCAGCUUCUCAUCAUUCCGUGUUCCAGAGUCGGCCACAUCUUCAGAAAGCGCCGUCCGUACGGAUCUCCAGGCGGGCAGGACACCAUGGCCCACAACUCUCUGCGCCUGGCACAUGUGUGGAUGGAUGAGUACAAGGAACAGUACCUGUCCCUGCGCCCAGAGCUCCGUGACCGUGGUUACGGGGACAUCAGUGACCGCGUGGCGCUGAGGAAGCGUCUACAGUGUCAUUCCUUCCGAUGGUAUCUGGACACGGUGUACCCCGAGAUGCAGGCUGUCGCUAACGGCAACAAGCAGCAUCCUCUUUUCAUCAACAGGGGCCUGAAACGGCCCAAAGUCUUACAGCGAGGAAGGCUUCAUAACCUAGCAACAGGGCGUUGUCUAGUGGCCCAGGGUCGCGUGAGCCAGAAAGGAGGGGCAGUUAUCCUGAGACCAUGUGACCCCCAAGACCCAGAGCAGGAUUGGGCUUACGAUGAGGACGGCCAGCUCGUCCUCGCAGGUCUGCUCUGUCUGGACGUCUCAGAGGUCAGGACCUCAGAACCCCCCAGACUGAUGAAGUGUCACGGCUCAGGGGGGUCACAGCAGUGGAGCCUGGGGAAGUCCAACCGUCUCUACCAGGUCUCAGUGGGUCAGUGUCUCACCAUCUCCCAGCCAAUUGGACAAAAGGGUUACGUCUCCAUGGCGAUAUGCGACGGAUCUCGGACACAGCAGUGGCAGCUGGAGGGCUGAGGACGAGGCUGAUGAUGGACGGAUGGAGACGGGGAUGUCUCCUAAGGACAAUCAGGAGGACCAUGUUUUAGUGUGAUUAGAUUCUGUUGGGUCUUUUUAUCGAAGACGAGACACGGACGGUCUCUGGCUGGAAGACGGAUGUUUGUGUGAGGUUUUAACUGAAACUACUUGUUUCAAAAGAACAUGGGGACAUGUGAUGUAACAUAUCUGCUAGCCGUAAACAGAUUUUAAUAAAGCUCAAUGUGUCUUCAAUAAAUCACUUUUACAAGA